AUGACAAUAGGUGCAAGAUACGAGAAACUGUCAAAAGAUUAUCAAAAAGUAUUAAGAUGUUUCGCUUUAAAAGAUAACCCUACCUCUUACAAUCGCCUUGAGGUAAGCUGGCUGCAGCUGAGUCGCAGCCUUUGCGUCCGUUAGUGAAUAGAAAUAAUUACCUGCAGGAAGCAUGAUUGCUCAUUAACUAUUAUUCCAAAAGAACUGAAAGUUAUAGAAACAAAUUAACAAAAGCGGCUCCACCGACCAACGAUAGAUAACAAGUUACAUGUAAUCAACAAUUGUUCUGUAAUUUCAUUAUCAUGAAUUCGAAAGUUUAGAAACAAACCCAAAUCGAUCCGUUUUGUUCAUUGACGUUGUCGUUGCUUUCUGACGGUCUUUCACUUUCCAAGAAUUGCGAAAGCCACACCCAGUAAAGUUUUUAAAGCAAAAACAUGAUCAUGGGAUAUCACUCGCACAGUUACGAAAUUUGCAUUACGCUUAUCUAUCAAGGUAUCCAAGCUGAUCUUCAGUUCAAUGUGUUUAAAACGAAAAAAGCUUUCGAGCUUGUGACCAGCAUCAAAUCAAGAAUGAACAAUGCCUAGUAUUUUAAGCCUGAACGACGGCUCUGAUGGUUCAGCGUUCUAAAGAUAAGAAAUUACAAAACAAAAUUGAUUCUCACCCAUGUAAAAAUAAGCAGUAGCCCAUGUAUUUUAAAGUACAUUAGUAUGACUGAUUCUUUCAUCAUGGUAGGUUUCUAUCCAAACAGCUGUAAAUGUUAGUCCUUUUUUGAAUAAAUCUGUACUUAUAGCAUCUUACUUGUACUUUCAUCUAUUUGUUGUGGUAAUUUCAUUAAAUGGGCCCUUUUAGCAUGUAGAGAAAAAGUUUCAUUUAUUUUUUUUUACACUGUAUACGUUACGUGUUCUGUCUUUUUCCCUAGGUAAAAUUGUGCACUGAUCUUCAAGCUCUUUACAGUUCCAUGCUUGUUGGAUUGUGUCCCUGCCAUGGUUUCACUAAAGUACCUGGACAUACUGGAGGGUUUUACCAUCUGGUUUGCCGUCACGGUGUAAGUGUAUAUUAUGUGCUGUCUUUUUUGUCUCUUUUUAAAGGAUGUUCAACAGUUCUAUUCCAUUUCUUCUUCAGUGUACAGUUGCCUCAAAGUUUUUAACCCUUACGGAGUCCGUACGUGAUGCCGCAGAUUUAUAUAUGUCCCUGAAGUAUCCACCAAUUGUUUUCAUUUGUGAUUCUCCAUGUGGAAUGGUGCGUCAUCUUGAAUGUAGAGCGCCAGAUCUAUGUGAAGCACUUUGGGGAGAAAAUUCAGGAUGUUUUGAAAAACCUGAGUAUGCCAAGAAACCUGCAGAGGUAUGUAUUAAUUUGUGUAACUAACUCAUGUUAUGGUUCUUUUGAGUUGACCUGUACUAUUUAUCAUAACAUGUAUCUUGUGCCAAAUGGAGACAAUGAAGGCCUGAAAGUGCCAAACUUCGGAUAAUCACCCUGUUAGAGGUGAAGAAAUCACAUAAAUAUCUGUCGUGAAAUAAACAACUUUGACUGUAAAUAUCCCUCUAUUCUUGAAUUUCAUCGUUGUUUAUUUGUUUAUCUAAGUAUAAAGGAUUCUGCAGUUAUAUAAAAGUGACAUGUUGUUUUCAUCCCUUGAAUUGAAUAGUCCCUCCCAUCUGACAUAUAGCAACAAUUGCAAACUGGAGUGCUAUGUUUGAUAAUAAACCAUAUUUUUUUCCAGGAAGUUGAUUGCCCUUUUAUUGUGCCAGCCGAGUACCGUUCCAGUUAUGUCCCAGAGGUUCCUGAUGAUGUUGGUGAAAUGGAGCAUCCAGUUUCACGUUGCUCUCAAAGAUUUAUCUUGGGGAACAGAUUCCACAAUUCCACCAAGCCACAUAAGUCACCUCUUUGCUUGUUUCACAAUAUUGAUUCGUGCAAACAGAGCACUACCAUUAAAACAAGCUACCAAGAGUCAGAAAAUUUUAGAAAGAACAUGAAGCGUCUGCGCAGCUCCACUCUUCAAGGCUUUGGACUUCAUUUUUGUUUUAAUUUCCUGAUGGACUACUACCAGAAUGAGGCAAUUGUGAUGCAGCAAGAAUGCCGUUUGUCCAAGCAACUAAAAGAGGGUCAGCAGUUAGUGAGAGACAAAUACCAUAGAUUUACUGUAGUGAACAAUGGUCCUUCAUAA
Porites lobata is the source of this 2161-nucleotide messenger RNA. NCBI's taxonomy places the organism in Eukaryota, Metazoa, Cnidaria, Anthozoa, Scleractinia, Poritidae. The record is from the annotation of a GenBank genome assembly.